Molecule: messenger RNA, 1146 nt
Organism: Gymnogyps californianus (California condor)
Lineage: Eukaryota; Metazoa; Chordata; Aves; Accipitriformes; Cathartidae
Gene: LMX1A
Product: LIM homeobox transcription factor 1 alpha
Exons: 8
Coding region: 1-1146 (381 amino acids)
Biological process (GO): regulation of transcription by RNA polymerase II; neuron differentiation
Cellular component (GO): nucleus
Molecular function (GO): DNA-binding transcription factor activity, RNA polymerase II-specific; RNA polymerase II transcription regulatory region sequence-specific DNA binding
Source: RefSeq, a predicted model, not a curated record
AUGCUGGACGGACUGAAGAUGGAGGAGAGUUUGCAGAGCGCCCUGGACCCCGCGGCCCCCUUCUCCUCCCUGCUGGGCAGAGCUGCGACCCCCAAGUCGGUGUGCGAAGGGUGCCAGCGAGUUAUUUCGGACCGGUUCCUGCUGCGCCUGAACGACAGCCUGUGGCAUGAGCAGUGCGUCCAGUGCGCGUCCUGCAAGGAGCCCCUGCAGACCACCUGCUUCUACCGCGACAAGAAGCUCUACUGCAAGCUGGACUACGAGAAGCUCUUCGCGGUGAAGUGCGCCGGGUGCCUGGAGGCCAUCGCGCCCAGCGAGCUGGUGAUGCGCGCCCAGAAGAGCGUCUACCACCUGCGCUGCUUCUGCUGCUGCGUCUGCGAGCGGCGCCUGCAGAAGGGCGACGAGUUUGUGCUGAAGGAGGGGCAGCUCCUCUGUAAGGGCGACUACGAGAAGGAGCGGGAGCUGCUGAGCUUGGUGAGCCCGGCUCUGUCGGAUUCUGGCAAAAGUGAUGAUGAAGACAGCAUCUGCAAAAUGGGCCAAGCCUCGGGGAAGGGCACCGAGGAUGGGAAGGAUCACAAGCGGCCCAAGAGACCCCGGACGAUCCUGACAACGCAGCAGCGGAGAGCGUUCAAGGCAUCGUUUGAGGUCUCCUCCAAGCCCUGCAGGAAGGUGAGGGAGACGCUGGCGGCCGAGACGGGGCUGAGCGUCCGCGUGGUGCAGGUCUGGUUCCAGAACCAGCGAGCAAAGAUGAAGAAGCUCGCCAGGAGGCAGCAGCAGCAGCAGCAGGAUCAGCAAAACACACAGCGCCUGAGCUCAGCCCAGACGAACGGCGGUGGCAGCGCGGGGCUGGAGGGGAUGCUGAACCCCUACACCACUCUGCCCCCACCCCAGCAGCUGCUGGGCAUGGAGCAAAGCGUCUACGGCUCUGACCCCUUCCGGCAAGGGCUCACCCCACCGCAGAUGCCCGGAGACCACAUGCACCCCUACGGUGCCGAGCCCCUCUUCCACGACUUGGAUAGCGAUGAUACCUCACUGAGCAACCUGGGUGACUGCUUCCUCGCCACGGCGGACACGGGGCCACUCCAGGCACGAGUGGGGAACCCCAUCGACCACCUCUACUCCAUGCAGAACUCCUACUUCACCUCCUGA